AUGAGUCGAGCCAACAAACUUGGCCCGGAGGUUAAUCGAGCUUUGUUCGUCAAGAAUCUAAGCUACAACGUUACUCCCGAGGAGCUGUUUGAUCUCUUCGGAAAGUUUGGGCCCAUUCGCCAGGUCCGGCAGGGCAUUGCCAGCAAUACCAAGGGCACUGCCUUCGUCGUCUAUGAGGACGUGAUGGAUGCGAAGACGGCGUGCGACAAGUUGAACGGUUACAAUUUCCAGAACCGCUACCUUGUCGUGCUCUACCAUCAGCCCGAGAAGAUGAACCGUUCAAAAGAGGACCUCGAUGCCCGCAAAGAGAAUCUAGAACGUUUGAAGAAGCAACACGGGAUCGAUUGA
Messenger RNA from Thermochaetoides thermophila DSM 1495, 348 nucleotides. RefSeq lists its product as uncharacterized. The transcript has 5 exons. The record is from RefSeq and is a predicted model, not a curated record. NCBI's taxonomy places the organism in Eukaryota, Fungi, Ascomycota, Sordariomycetes, Sordariales, Chaetomiaceae. The coding region runs from base 1 to 348 and encodes 115 amino acids. Gene Ontology annotation, molecular function: RNA binding.